AUGUUCCGCGCUCGGCCAAAUCGUCCGUCCGUGAAGUCUCGGCCAAAGUCCAAACCGACGGCCGAUCACGCAUCACGACCCGGGAAACAUUGUCCCGCGGUCGGCCAAGCACAACGCUCACGCCACGCCGCGCACGACCAUGCCGCGCGAGCCGGGAACAAAGCCUCGCGGCCGCGCAACCCGUUCGCGUACCACGGCCGAUGCAUCCGUCCGAGCCGAGAAAACCAUCCGGCCGAAAUCUUCGUCGUCCGACCACGCCGGCCGACACGCAUCCGUCCGGCCCGACCGUUCCGACUCGGCCAAAGACCCGACUGUCCGGCCGACCGUCCCGACCGACCGUCCGAACGCCGCGGUCGACCCGAAGCCGUUUUUGAAGCCCAAUCCGCACAAUUCAAGCCCAAAGCCGGCGCCGACCUAGCUAGAUUAGGUUUAGCCGUCUUCUUAUACUUAGAGCAUUAUAAAUACUUCUUUUUAGCCUUGUAA
Microthlaspi erraticum is the source of this 483-nucleotide messenger RNA. NCBI's taxonomy places the organism in Eukaryota, Viridiplantae, Streptophyta, Magnoliopsida, Brassicales, Brassicaceae. The record is from the annotation of a GenBank genome assembly.